GUGUUAUUGUAUACCGAUGUGGUUGGCUGGACUCGGUCAUGUGUGCUCUCAAGAUGAUGUUACUACAGAGCUCUAUAGGGGCUGGAAAGGAGCGGGUGGCUGAGCGGAGUGAGCGCGCGCCACACGCUCAACCCUCCCCCACCAUGUCCAUCACCCACAUAACCAGCCUCUCUCAGUUGAAUGGAAUCUUGGACAAGUCGAAAGACAAGCUGUCGGUGAUCGACUUCCAUGCCAGCUGGUGUGGACCGUGUCAUGCGAUUGCGCCAGUCUACGAAGCGCUGUCGAAGCAGUACAAGGACGUAAACUUCCUGAAGUGCGACGUUGAUGCUGCACGCGAGGUUUCUGGGCACUAUGGCAUAUCUGCGAUGCCGACAUUCAUCUUCCUGAGGGGACACACGAAGGUGCACCAGGUCCGGGGAGCCAACAAAGCCGCUUUGGAGGCUGGCAUACGUCAGUACUCGUCUGGAGCUGGCGCGAGCGGCGGGGCCUUUGCGGGACAGGGACGCACGCUCGGCGGCGAUUCCCCUGCCACCUCAGGAUCAUCCGACCCGCUGAGUCCCCAACUCAAGAUCUUCCUCUACCUCAUCGCUGCGUAUGGUCUCUUCUGGUACCUGUCGUAACUGACGGAGGACCCCCCUGUAUUCCUCACUGUGAAUACAACCUGUUUUGCUAUAUACUGGUACAACUGAUGCGAGAUAUACAAGGAAGAUCAGGAUACAUGUCGAGAGGUCAAGAUACAUGCCGGGCAGAUGAGAGCAUUGGGACUGGGGCCGGAAACCUGUCAACAAGAUGGUCAGAACGGGGAACACGGACGACGGACACG
Messenger RNA from Schizophyllum commune H4-8, 823 nucleotides. RefSeq names its product thioredoxin-like protein. NCBI's taxonomy places the organism in Eukaryota, Fungi, Basidiomycota, Agaricomycetes, Agaricales, Schizophyllaceae. The transcript is spliced from 6 exons. The record is from RefSeq and is a predicted model, not a curated record. The coding region runs from base 39 to 620 and encodes 193 amino acids.